AAUCAAUUCAGCAACAAGAACACAUGAUUCAGUCUCACAAAGGAACGCUUCCUCUUCCUCUUCUAUUCUUAACGCAAAACCCAAAAUCUGCAAUUUUUUUGGAAGUUCUUAGAUUAUUAAUCAUAAAAUUUCAAUAAAAGUAAAAUAAACCACAGAAAGGGAGUAGAAAGAUGAGAUUUUUGUGGUUAAUUGUGGUGUUAUACACUGUAUGCAACCAUGUUUUAGCUGAUCAGAUCUUCCCUGGUCAUGUGCUACAUUUCGCAGUUCUCGUGAACCUAAAUAUCAGAUCGACUUUCAUUCAGAAGACUCUCCUUUUCUUCCUUUAAAAUGAGAAUAUGAUGGGAACCUGGGACUCGGGGCCGGUAAGUUUGUGACUUGAAAAGAGAAAAACUGUCUUGGCUAGGAUCUGGAAGAUGAAUGUUUCUCAAGAAGUUUGCAUGCAACGGAGGGUUGGUAUUAUUUGAUAGUCAAGAGAGUUUCCUUGUUCAUUUUCUGCAGCAGAUGGGUAUUGAGGGAUUGAACAGUGACCGUGUUAUGACAUUGCAAAUGCUUAACUCUGUUUUUCUCUACAUCCCAUGGAGCCUGUGAGUUUCUUUGGUGUGAAGAAUGUUCAUGCAACAACCUAAUGACCAUUCUUUGGCUUUCUAUGUGAAUGAUGAUGACCAGGAGUCAAUAGUUAUACCCAACAAAAAUGGUGAGAAUUAUUUAUGCUUCUUGCCUAAGGUGGAGAAAGCCAAGAGUGAAAAACCAAUUACUCAGCUAAAUAUAAGCAGCAUGAUUGUGGAAACUGAGGAACGGGUUAAAUUGAAGACACCAGAUGAGCUGCUUGAAGUAUUGAAAGGCUCAUGCUUUGUCAGACAAGAGGGUUGGUGGUCUUAUGAGUUAUGCUAUCAGAAUAAAAUAAGGCAAUUCCAUGUGGAGGAUGAAAAGGAAAAGGCUGUCCAAGAAUUUAUCUUGGGUGUGUAUGAUGAAGAAGCCACGGCUGCAUUCAACCAGAAUCUUUCUGACAUUUCUACAUUGAAGGAUCAUCGUUCAAAAGAUGCAUCUCAAAGGUAUCAUGCUCAUCAGUAUACAAAUGGAACCAUAUGUGAUCUUACAAAUGAGCCACGAGAAACUGAGGUGAGAUUUGUAUGCUCAGAGCCCAGAGCUAUGAUUAGUUCUGUCAUUGAGCUAUCCACGUGCAAGUAUGCUCUUACAGUGCAGUCUCCAAUGCUUUGCAAGCACCCAUUGUUUCAAGAAGAGAGACCAGUGUGGCACACCAUUAAUUGCAACCUUCUUCCCAAGGAUUACAAAGAAGCUAAGCCAGAUGAAGUCGAAACCGAAGAUGAGCAGAUUUUUAUGGUGUCUGACGUUGAAUCAUCUAACUAUGAUUCAGAUGAAUAAGCGACGCAUUGCAGAGGGACCUUUGUCAAUAUGGAUCAAAUUGAACGAGCUAACAAAUUGUGUUCUUCGUGUUUUAUAUGGCUCUUUCUUCGCAAGUGCAGCGAAUGGUCAAUCACUGUCAUGCCAUUGACCCAACGAGUUGCUUUUCCUAGACCCUCUCUUCUUAGAAAGCAGACAACAAACAGUGUUAAGACAGUUUUAAUGGAACUUUGGAUAACUCCAGGUUGAUGAAACUGAUCAGAAAAUACAUGUAAAUUUUACGGAACAAGACAUUCCUUGAUGCUCCAAAAUUUUCUUCCAUUUCUUUC
Populus trichocarpa (black cottonwood) is the source of this 1691-nucleotide messenger RNA. RefSeq names its product protein OS-9 homolog. Gene Ontology annotation, biological process: endoplasmic reticulum unfolded protein response; retrograde protein transport, ER to cytosol. The record is from RefSeq and is a predicted model, not a curated record. Lineage: Eukaryota; Viridiplantae; Streptophyta; Magnoliopsida; Malpighiales; Salicaceae. Gene Ontology annotation, cellular component: endoplasmic reticulum lumen. Bases 607 to 1383 code for a protein of 258 amino acids. The transcript has 10 exons.